Messenger RNA from Leucoraja erinaceus (little skate), 2753 nucleotides. Its product is annotated as UNC93-like protein MFSD11. The record is from RefSeq and is a predicted model, not a curated record. Bases 114 to 1448 code for a protein of 444 amino acids. Lineage: Eukaryota; Metazoa; Chordata; Chondrichthyes; Rajiformes; Rajidae. The transcript is spliced from 13 exons.
CCCUCUCGGUCUUUGCAGCUCCGUCUUGUUUGACUCAACUGGCAGCUCACCGCGACUCGCGGCUGCGGGAGUUGGUUCACCGGGAGUUAAUCGAGAGUUAGUCCACCGUCUCAAUGGGUGAUUGCCGUGUGCGUAACAUUUACCUUCUAGGUGUGGGUUUCAUGCUCAUCUUCACCGCUUUCACCACUUGCGGCAACAUAGAGCAAACUGUAAUACGGAGUUUGACCAACACCAGUUUCUCUGGCAGCGGCUAUGACAGCCUUGCCAUUAUCUAUGGAGUGUUCUCAGCAUCUAACCUUGUUGCACCAUCUGUGGUGACAGUUGUGGGACCAAAGAUGUCCAUGAUAUUAAGCGGAGUUGUUUACAGUGGUUACGUGAUUUCCUUCAGCAAGCCGAUGACUUGGUCACUGUACAUUGCCUCAACACUCAUUGGGUUUGCAGCCGCUGUACUGUGGACAGCCCAGGGGACUUUCCUCAUCAUGAACUCUGACUCUGCCACUAUCAACAGGAACACUGGGACUUUCUGGGCUCUCUUGCAGUGCAGCAUGUUGUUUGGGAAUCUCUACGUUUAUCUGCAAUGGAGAGAAGUGAUGACAAUCUCAGAUAAUGACAGGUGGACCCUGUUCAUCGUGCUCUCUGUGAUCUCCCUUGCUGGCACGGCCGUUUUAGUCACGCUGAAGGACACCAAACACGCAGACAACAGCCGCCAGAUAUUCGACACUCUGCUUCCUUCUCAGACGUUGUUUAAAGAAAAAGUGGCCUCAACACUGGAUCAGAUUAUUACAGAGUUCAGAUCGAUGUUGAGGCUAAUUCGCACAAAGAACAUGAUGCUGCUGAGUGUGACAAUAGUGUACAGCGGGCUGAUGCUGACCUUCUACAGCGGGGUGUAUGGGACGUGUAUUGGAGCCACCAGAGAGUUCAAGAUGGUGGCCAAGGGCCUCAUUGGACUUUCAGGGGUAUUUAUUGGCAUUGGAGAGAUUCUUGGGGGUGGGAUGUUCGGGUUGCUGUUUUUCAAUAACCAGUUCCGACGCACCUCUGCCAUCUUACUGGGAGUCAUCGCUCACCUCCUGGGAUUCUACCUGAUCUUCCUCAUGAUCCCAGGCGAUGCUCCCAUUGCAAGUGCCGACAGCAGUCACUACAAGCCGUACCUGUCUCCCAGCCCUGUGGUAGCGUUAGUGUGCAGCUUCCUGCUAGGCCUGGGUGACAGUUGCUUCAAUACUCAGCUGUACAGCAUCAUCGGCAUCUUGUACCCCGAGGAGAGCGGUCCAGCCUUCGGCAGCUUCAAGUUCAUACAGUCCGUUUCUGCUGCAGUGGCGUUUGGAUACAGCAACUACCUGGUGCUGUCGCUACAACUCCUCAUCCUCACCAUCUUCUGCUUCUUUGGCACAAUCUCCUUUUUUAUUGUGGAGAAAAUUGAAGCCAACGCCUCAGACUUGCAAGAUUUCUGACCUUUGUGGAACCAUUAAUUGCAAGUGAAAGCCACAGGGGGAAAACAGGAAUGUCCAGGGAAUUAAAUUAGGACCAUUCUCUGGAGCAGAUCGUCAGGCUAUGAUAGCAUUUUGGCUGCAGGGAAAUCAGUGCCGACAGACACAGCAUUUCCAACCAAUGUUUUGCAAAUCCUGAAUUGAUUGAGAGGUCAAACUUUUCUGUUUAUAAAUACAGAUAGUUCUGCUAUAAUAUGUAGGAAGGAACUGCAGAUGCAGGUUUAAUGCUGGAGACACAAAAUGCUGGAGCAACUCAGCGGGACAGGCAGCAUUUGUGGAGAGAAGGAAUGGGUGACGUUUUGGGUUGAGACCCCUCUUCAGCCUGGGGGAAGAGUGAGUCAUAGAGAUAUGAAAGGAUAAGGUGUGAAAAGGAGAGAUAAAAAGGAACAAAGUUCAAGGAAAAUUCAGUCCCGUGAAGAAGAGUUUCGACACCCGCCUAGAUCUUAGGGUCAAGUUCCAGUGGCAAAAUGACCGGUCAACCCGCACAUCUUUGGGAUGUGGGAGGAAGCUUAAAUGGUCACAGGGAGAAUGUUCAACUGUGUGUAGGAAGGAACUGCAGAUGCUGGUUUGAACCGAAGAUGGACACAGGGUGUUGGAGUGGCUCAGCGGGACAGGUGGCAUCUCUUGACAGAGGGAAUAGAUGAUGUUUCAGGUCGAUACCCUUCUUCAGACAGGGACCAAAUUUUUCUUGAACUUCGUCCCCUUUGAACUCCCGUUUUCACACCUUACCCUUCCAUAUCUCUAUGUCUCACUCGCCCCCGACUCUCAGUCUGAGAAGGGUGUCGACCCGAAACGUCACCCAUUUCUUCUCUCCAGAGAUACUGCCCAUCCCGCUGAGUUUCUCCAGCAUUUUGUGUCUAUCUAGUUCUGCUAUAACAUGUGCUUCCAUAACAUGAAUUGGAUAUAACACAACCGAUGAAUUAGGGAACACAAUUUGCAUUACACGAGCUGAAUUGGUUAUAACGCAAUUUUCAUCAAGCAAACCAGUUAAAAGUUACUUUGGAAAUUGACAAAUGGAAAAAAAGCUGUCUGAGAUUUAAAUAGUUUAGGAGAUGAAAAAAACUGUUUCUAUGUAUCCCCCUCAUAGUAAUCAACACCAUUGCAUCUGAAGAACACAGCUGCCACUUUAACUGCGUAGGGCCAUUGACUUUGACAAACAAUCGCAUCCAUUGACAAUUACGCAAAUAUAUCCUAUUAAAUAAUUCAACGAACAGCCUUUAGUGUUUUUUACCUUUCAGUUAUGAAAACAAACAUUGCUAUUGAAAAGAA